CCCGGGCCGCCGCCUCCAGGCAGCCCUCCUCCGGCCGGCCGGCGUCCCGCGGCCGCGGCGCGAUGCUGUGCUUCCUGAAGGGCAUGGCCUUCGUCCCCUUCCUCCUGGUGACCUGGUCGUCGGCCGCCUUCAUUAUCUCCUACGUAGUGGCCGUGCUCUCCGGGCACGUCAACCCCUUCCUCCCUUACAUCAGUGAUACAGGAACAACACCGCCAGAGAGUGGAAUUUUUGGAUUUAUGAUAAACUUCUCUGCCUUUCUUGGUGCAGCCACGAUGUACACAAGAUAUAAAAUAGUAGAGAAACAAAAUCAAACCAGCUAUUUCAGCACUCCUGUUUUUAACUUGGUGUCCUUAGUUCUUGGAUUGGUGGGAUGUAUCGGAAUGGGCAUUGUAGCCAAUUUUCAGGAGCUAGCUGUGCCAGUGGUCCACGAUGGGGGCGCUCUACUGGCUUUUGUGUGCGGUGUGGUGUACACCCUGCUGCAGUCCAUCAUCUCCUACAAAGCGUGUCCCCAGUGGAACAGCCUCCUCACGUGCCACACACGGAUGGCUAUCUCUGCCGUUUCCUGCGCAGCCGUCGUCCCCAUGAUUGCCUGUGCUUCACUAAUUUCUAUAACCAAGUUGGAGUGGAAUCCAAAAGAAAAGGAUUAUGUAUAUCAUGUGGUGAGUGCAAUCUGUGAAUGGACGGUGGCCUUUGGUUUUAUUUUCUACUUCCUAACGUUCAUCCAAGAUUUCCAGAGUGUCACCCUCAGGAUAUCCACAGAAAUCAAUGGUGAUAUUUGAAGAAAGGAGAAUGUAUCUAGAAGUUUCUAGAAGUGAUCCAGAGGACCACAGGGUUUUGAUGUCCUGAUCGGCAUGCGUCUGUGGCACAUCCGGAACUUGAAUGUCAUUAACAAUUCCUAAUAGUUGUACUAUUUGCAAAGGUAUGUUUCCCUAGAAAAUGUAGAGCAUUUAUAACAUGGUAGCGAUGUUUUUAUAUUUUUCUAAGAUACUUGUUUUUAUACUAACAGAUUCAUAGAAAACCUAUGGUGUUGCAGAUUCUGUGUUUUAUCUUUGGGUGUGAAUGAUCUGUGCAAAUACACUAACUUGAGAAUUUAAGUUUAGUAUAUUUAUG
Molecule: messenger RNA, 1110 nt
Organism: Dipodomys spectabilis (banner-tailed kangaroo rat)
Lineage: Eukaryota; Metazoa; Chordata; Mammalia; Rodentia; Heteromyidae
Gene: Dram1
Product: DNA damage regulated autophagy modulator 1
Exons: 7
Coding region: 63-779 (238 amino acids)
Biological process (GO): regulation of autophagy
Cellular component (GO): lysosome
Source: RefSeq, a predicted model, not a curated record